Pyricularia grisea is the source of this 1563-nucleotide messenger RNA. RefSeq lists its product as uncharacterized. Gene Ontology annotation, molecular function: FAD binding. Lineage: Eukaryota; Fungi; Ascomycota; Sordariomycetes; Magnaporthales; Pyriculariaceae. The record is from RefSeq and is a predicted model, not a curated record. The coding region runs from base 1 to 1563 and encodes 520 amino acids. The transcript has 3 exons.
AUGAAACCCCAGACAUUUUUUUCGCCCGCCGCUUUGGCAACACUCCUCAGCAUGGCCACUUCGAUCGACGCUCAGACAUCUGGGGAAGCAUGCUGUGACCUCCUCAGUAAGGCCGGCCUCGGCCAGAGGCUUUUUAACAGCUCUUCUGAGAUCUAUGUCAGCACGGAAUCGACCUACUGGUCCCUUGACAAUGCCAACCAGGCUCCAAAAUGCAUCUUCAUGCCUCAGACGACUGAGGAGGUAGCCACGGCCGUCAAGGCGCUGACUGGACCUGCGGUCAGCAGCGUUCACACCAAGAAGACUUGCAACAAGGGCUGCAAGUUUGCUGUGCGUGGCGCUGGACACAUGUUCAACGCUGGAGCCAACAACAUCCACGAUGGCGUCACCAUCGACUUUAGCAACAUGAACACUACCACAUACCACGCCGACAGGUCCAUCGCCUCUAUUGAGCCCGGCACUCGCUGGGGCGCCGUCUACACGGAGCUCGCCAAGUACGAGACCAUGGUGCUGGGUGGUCGUGCGUCCACAGUCGGUGUCUCGGGUUUGAUCUUGGGCGGCGGCAACUCGUUCUACUCGUCACAGCGCGGCUUUGCCUGCGACGGCGUCGCCAACUUCGAGGUGGUCCUGGCCGACGGCAGCAUCGUCAACGCCAACGCGUCCAACGAGCACGCCGACCUGUACCGCGCCCUCAAGGGCGGAUCCAGCAACUUUGGCAUCGUGACCCGCUUCGACCUCAACACCUUUACCGCGCCGGCCACCCUCUGGGGCGGCACCAUUGGUUUUGCGGCCUCGGCCGGCGCUCAGCUCAUUUCGACGCUGCAAAAGUUCGUCUCGGUCCUCGGCGACGAGGGCCACAGAUCCGACUCGGCCAUUAUCUUCUGGACCUACACCCAAGGCGGCGGGGUGUCCGAGCCCAUCAUUAUCAGCGCGCUGCACAACGUCGAAGGCCAGGUCGACGCCCCCGGCUUGUCCGACUUCCUCACCAUCCCGGGCAACGUUAGCUUUGCCAUGCGCACCGACAGCCUUGUCGGCUUCACCGACGAGCUCGAGGUGGCGCGCGGCAGCUACAACUCGUGGCGGACGCUGGCCUUCAAGAACAACGGCGAGGUCAUGACGUACGCCGUCGAAACUUACAACACCAUGAUCAAGGAGUUCGAGGCCGAGGCACCGAACCUUGGCUUCACGGCCCAGUGCAUGUUCCAGGGUCUGUCGGUCAACCAGUUCAAGCAGGCCGCGGUCCACGGAGGCAACUCCCUCGGCCUCGACGACCGCACCGAGAACCUCAUCAUGUUCCUUGGCAUGCUGGCCUACAAGGACCCGAGCCUCGAGUCGCUGGUCAACGCCAAGAUGACCGCCUGGGUCGACGAGAUCAAGAAGUUUGCCGCCUCCAAGGGAGCCGACGACGAGUACCUCUUCCUGAACUAUGCCGACCUCAGCCAGAGCCCACUCCGCAGCUACGGCGAGAAGAACUUGGCAUUCAUGAAGGGAGUUGCCGACAAGUACGACCCGCGCGGAGUGUUCCAGCUCAACGUUCCCGGUGGUUUCAAGCUUUCGAAGGCUUGA